Molecule: messenger RNA, 354 nt
Organism: Prorocentrum cordatum
Lineage: Eukaryota; Dinophyceae; Prorocentrales; Prorocentraceae
Source: the annotation of a GenBank genome assembly
AUGCGCCAGCACCGCCCCGUGCCACGUCUCUGGCAUGGCGUCCAAGACCUCCUCUGCCAGACCCCGCGCCUCCACGCGACUGGCGAGGAAUGCCGGGCAGCGCAGGUCGACAGCUCGGCGGAGGCCGAGCCCCCCGUCCGCGGCCGCACAGGUGGCCCGAUUCACCGCUUCCAGAGGCAGUGGCCCGCCGAGGACGCCACCCAGCACCCGGGCCUGCUGCGCGUGGAAGGUGACCAGGCUGGCGAACGGCAAUUCCAGCCCAGCCGCUCUGACAUGGACGAUCCGGCACACGUUGGCAGAAAUCCGCAAGAAAGCCAACUCCGCCGGGGGGUCCUCUGCGAGAGCCAGGGCUAG